This is a messenger RNA of Camellia sinensis, 404 nucleotides long. NCBI's taxonomy places the organism in Eukaryota, Viridiplantae, Streptophyta, Magnoliopsida, Ericales, Theaceae. The record is from RefSeq and is a predicted model, not a curated record.
UCAUUAUGGUGGAAGCAUCCAGAUACCAGAAGGCGGGCAUUCCAUACAUUGCUGAUAAUGCAAGUAGUGACAAAUGGGCCUGGGUGUUUUUUGAGGCAAACGUUGAUGUCCCUAUGACUGCUGAGAUAGUUGCUAAAGCGGUGGAUACAGCUGCAAAUGUCCAACCUGAAAAUGUGGAAACCAUUUGGAACUUGAGAGGGAUACUGAACACUUCAUGGCACCGUGUUCGUGUUCGAGUUGGUCACUCUAACAUGUAAGUUGAAAUAGAAGAGAACUAAGGCCAUCUGCAGAAAGAUAUUUGUUUCCCACAUGCUCGAAAUGUACCAAAAAACCGUUACUUUCCGCUUGACAAAACACUAUUUCUUGGGUCUUUGAAGGUUUCUUUACCAUGCUAGUGUUUUGCA